AUGGCUAUCCGUUGCCAGUUCGAGAACAGCAACGAGAUCGGCGUGUUCUCCAAGCUCACCAACUCGUACUGCCUCGUGUGCGUGGGUGGCUCGGAGAACUUCUACAGCACGUUCGAGUCGGAGCUGGCCGACCACAUCCCCGUGGUGCACGCCAGCAUCGCCGGCUGCCGCUUCGUGGGCCGCGUGGCCGUGGGCAACAAGCGCGGCCUGCUGCUGCCCAGCACCACCACGGACCAGGAGAUGCAGCACAUCCGCAACUCGCUGCCCGACUCGGUCGUGGUGCAGCGCGUGGAGGAGCGGCUCUCGGCGCUCGGCAACUGCAUCGCCACCAACGACCACGUGGCGCUCGUGCACACGGACCUGGACCGCGAGACGGAGGAGAUCGUGGCCGACACGCUCGGCGUCGAGGUCUUCCGCCAGACGGUGGCGGGCAACGCCCUCGUGGGCAGCUACAGCGCGCUGUCCAACCAGGGCUGCCUCGUGCACCCGCGCACGAGCGUCGAGGACCAGGAGGAGCUCAGUUCGCUGCUGCAGGUGCCCGUCGUGGCCGGUACCGUGAACCGCGGUAGCGACGUGAUCGGCGCCGGCCUCGUGGUGAACGACUGGACGGCCUUCUGCGGCCUGGACACGACGUCCACCGAGAUCUCGGUGAUCGAGAGCAUCUUCAAGCUCCAGAACGCGCAGCCGGCCUCCAUUGCCACGACCAUGCGCAGCGCCCUCAUCGACUCCAUGACCUAA
Messenger RNA from Phytophthora sojae, 738 nucleotides. RefSeq lists its product as hypothetical. The transcript has a single exon. Gene Ontology annotation, cellular component: preribosome, large subunit precursor; cytosol; nucleolus. Lineage: Eukaryota; Oomycota; Peronosporomycetes; Peronosporales; Peronosporaceae. The record is from RefSeq and is a predicted model, not a curated record. Gene Ontology annotation, molecular function: ribosomal large subunit binding. Gene Ontology annotation, biological process: maturation of 5.8S rRNA; assembly of large subunit precursor of preribosome; maturation of LSU-rRNA. The coding region runs from base 1 to 738 and encodes 245 amino acids.